Molecule: messenger RNA, 942 nt
Organism: Trifolium pratense (red clover)
Lineage: Eukaryota; Viridiplantae; Streptophyta; Magnoliopsida; Fabales; Fabaceae
Exons: 6
Coding region: 1-465 (154 amino acids)
Biological process (GO): phosphorelay signal transduction system; phosphorylation; cytokinin-activated signaling pathway
Cellular component (GO): cytoplasm; nucleus
Molecular function (GO): histidine phosphotransfer kinase activity; protein histidine kinase binding
Source: RefSeq, a predicted model, not a curated record
AUGGAUGGUAAGGUUCAGCUUCAGAAACAACUUUUUGAUUAUACUGCUUCCCUAUUCCAACUUUUUGGUGUUGUGCUCGAUGCAAGUCCAUACUUGUCCAAGGGUUCUUCUGUUGUUAUCAUUUCAUCGAUUGCUGGUUAUAACCCAGUGGCUUCUAUGGCUAUGUAUGGAGUGACCAAAACAGCCCUUCUUGGACUUACCAAAGUUGUGUUGCUCCUGGUUUUGUACCAACUAAUUUUGCUUCAUUCAUUACCAGUAAUUCUGCUAUGCAUUGGUGCACAAAGAGUUCAUGAAGCCUGCAUUCCUUUUCGCAACUUUUGCACGGAACAAAAUGUUGAAGGGUGUUUGAAAAGCUUGCAACAAGUAAAACAUGAGUAUUCCUUGGUGAAAAGCAAGCUUGAGACUCUUUUCAAGAUGGAGGAAGAGCUUUUGGCCUCACGUUUAGCAGAUCUCAAGGUAGUGUGAUAUAAGAGGCACUGAUGUUUGCUGCAUUUGUGAUAUGCAAACAACACUUGGAAGAAACCAUAUCUUAAUGUUGUAUUUUAAAGUUGUUUUAAGAUUUAGUUUUGUAGAUCUUGGUCUUUAAAUUCGAUUUAUCAUAUAAGCCAGAAUUGAUCCAUAUAUCUUUAGUUCAAAAGCAAUGUGAAUAGCUCAUGCUUCUGUGGUUAAUUUAAUGUGCAAUUACAAGCUCUGUUUGGAUGUUCAAAGAUAUUUUCUUUGCUUAAAGAAAAUAAGUAUCAGAAGAAAGAUUUCCUCUAUUUUCUUUGCUAAGGAAAACAAAUAUUCUGGUUUUCGUCUUUUCAUGCUGUGAACAUUUUUAUUAUUUUUUAUUUUCGUCCAAUUGCUUCUGUCACACUGAUCAUGUUGAGUUAUAUAUUCUAUAUUUGUACAUAUAUCAGCCGGUUUUCUAAUUGCUUUCCCCUUAAUCAUGUAAAUUUUGCA